Messenger RNA from Ficedula albicollis (Collared flycatcher), 2403 nucleotides. It is a transcript of the gene MYCT1, whose product is annotated as myc target 1. The coding region runs from base 92 to 676 and encodes 194 amino acids. The record is from RefSeq and is a predicted model, not a curated record. Lineage: Eukaryota; Metazoa; Chordata; Aves; Passeriformes; Muscicapidae. Gene Ontology annotation, cellular component: nucleoplasm. The transcript has 2 exons.
AGCACAAAAGCUUUGCUUCUAGUGCAAAAUCUCAAACCUUCAGAAAACUAUUGCUCCUCUCCGGACCUACCAUUCCAUAUUUGCUGUUUGGAUGUUAUGGAUAAGAACAGUACUUUUCCUCCAAUCACAUGGCCACCAAAAUUUUGGGAUAACAAUAGCCUUCACGGUGUCCAUGGCGAUUGGACUGGUGAUCGGAGGCAUCAUCUGGGCGCUUUUCACCUGCCUGUCCCGUCGCAGAGCUAGCGCCCACAUUUCCCAGGGGAGCCCCUCAUCCUUCAGCCGUCGGUCCAGACCUUCCUCCCACGGCCACGCUGCCGGCAGGACUGGAUUUUACCGCAACAGCAGCUGCGAACGUCGGAGCAACCUGAGCCUGGCCAGCCUCACCUUCCAGCGCCAGGCCUCCCUGGAGCAGCCCAACUCCUUCCCCAGGAAGUCAAGCUUCCGUGCAUCCACCUUCCACCCUUUCCUGCAGUGUCCUCCCCUGCCCGUGGAGACGAACAGUCAGCUGAUCACGCUCACCCCCACAAACACCACCACAACCCUCGUGGGAAGCACCACCAACAGCUUGAGUCGACCCGAGUUCCACUGGUCCAACAACAACCUCCGCAUCUGCCACUCCACGCAAACGCCGCCUCCCGCCUAUGAAACCAUCAUAAAAGCCUUCCCGGAAUCCUGAGCUUCGUCCUCGCUGCACACACACACGUGUGCAUCUUAGGAGGAGCCGCAGUUAUCUCAGCAAUUUUCUGUGCUCGAUGAAGAUCCCUGAGAAGUCUCCAGCUGCAGUUGCAGAGGGGACAUACUUUGCAAAGAGGUGUGUAGCAGUGAUUUCAUGGAGCCCAACAUCCCACUGUCUGAGAGAUCACUUGUCUUUGCACUGCUGCCUUUUAUUUACUGCUCUGCUGUAUGCUCGUGUAUUUAUAGUGUUGUAUCUUUAAUUGCAGCCAUUGUCUCUUUAUUUUAGAGGGAAAAAUGCUGCCACAUAAAAAACGAAAUCAUUUCUCAAAGAAACGGAUAAUACUAGAGAUUACUGAUAUACACAGCACAUCAAUGCAAAUUUCACUAUUCUUUUUUUUUUUAAGAAGUUUUGAUUUUACAUGUUUUUGUUAUGUUUUCAGAGAGCACCUCCCAUUACCUACCUUCUUGCUAUAACCCUAUAAGGGCUUCAGUCUGAGGAACCUAAAAUGCAGACCUCAUAGAGGAUGCAGUCCUGGCCACUACAGACAUCCUGUUUUGUUGAUUGCAAAGAUCUGAUCUGAAAAGACUCCAUGUUAUGGAUGCUUGUUUAAAAUUCCCCACAAUGUGGGAAAAAAAUUGCAAAGCAUGCAGAAAGAAAUUUUGAACAACAUACUAAAAGCAUGGUAACAAUUUAAAAUAAUUUUCUGUCUGCAGCCAGCAGAACAGGUAGUCACAUUUUAAUACCCAGUGAGGCUGUAUGUGCAGAACUCAUCAUGUUUCAUUUUUCUAGUUCUGGUUAUCCAGAUAAGCAGUAUGAAUGACAACUAUUUUUUAAUUAAGUUUCCUGAUUUCCAAUGGGAUUAGUCAUUUCCUUAUUUCAAAUUGUUUUUCUCAAAUUGUACCAACGUUUAAUUCUUCCUUUUAUUCACUGAAAUCUCGUCUCUCACUAAAACAAGAUUUCAGACAUCUGUGGCUGAAUAAAGGGAUUGUAUAAUGAAUUGGGAUAUGAAGAUAAAGAUGAAGUAUUUAGUUGAGGCUUACAUAUAUUCUUGACUUUUAUAUGUGUAUCAUGCCAAGCUAACCCCUGGCUUAGUAGAGACUAAUUGCUCUGGUGUGACAAAAUGUUCAGGAUAUGGAAAUAACAGAGACAAAUGGGACCCGAAUUAGGUAUUAUUGUAUCAGUUUCCUGUUAAAUAUUUCAUGGUCAAAUUAAGGGUAAAGAAUUUCCACAAGUAGAGGAGCUGUCCACAUUCUACAUUUGCAAAUGCGCCUGUUGUUUCUAAAAGGCUUGGGCAAUACCAGCCUCAGAACUCCUGAUUCUGUAGGGAGAUCAAGCUCUUAUCUCUCUUCUGGGAGGGACAAAGAUUCAGCAGCUUCUGAGAAUGGGCAAAAUGCUUAACAUCUCCCAGGUUUUCCAGGCAUUUGGAGAUUGGCAGCAUGAAUCCCUUUGCUGAGGUCAACAUCCCUUGGGAAGCACUGGCAUUGAUCUCUGAUCCUCAGUAUUCCAGCCCAAUAUCUACCCAUUUGCAAAUAAUGCUACAAACAUUGAGCUUACAAGAAAUUCUUACUGUAAACAGCAAGUAUUCCUUAUUGUAAAGGCAAAUUAUUUUGCAUAUAUUUACUGACUAGAUUUCAUUGUUCAUUUUUAGUAUGCAACACGUCUGGAGAGAUGUAUGUCAUUGCUAGAACAACCAUUUACAGAGUUAACAGAGCAUUUCACAGCAGACA